AUGCUCACUAGGCUAGAUGAAGAGGUGAGAGAGACCAAGAGUCAUAUAACUAGGCUUACAAAUUCAUUGAGUGGGAUAGAGAGAGGGAAGCUCCCUUCCCAAACUCAACCCAAUCCCAUCAAUCAAAAUCUAAAAAUUGGCUUUAAGGAUAAACAUGAGGAAGUAAAAGCUGUGACCAUUUUGAGGAGUGGUAAAGAGAUUGAUAAAAGUUCUCCUUUAGUAACUAAGAAAUCUAAGGAGACCAUAGUUGAAAAAGAGAAGGAUGAAAUUGAGCCACUUGGGCUUGAUGACAUUGAACAAUGCCCAAUCCCUCCACCAUUUCCCCAAGUCUUAAAAUUACCUAGGAAAUUAGACACCACAUCUGAGAUAUUAGAGAAUUUGCAUCAAGUCAAGAUAAAUUUGCCAUUAUUUCAUGUUAUCAAGCAAGUGCCUGCAUAUGCCAAGGUAAUUAAGGACCUAUGCACCAUCAAGAGCAAGCAUCAUGUGAAGAAGACCGUAUUCCUAACAGAACAGGUAAGUGCAGUUAUCCAACAUAAGACCCCGCAAAAGUAUAAGGAUCCAGGUUGUCCUACGAUCUCUUGUACUAUUGGAGAUUACAUCAUGGAGCAUGCAUUGCUAGAUCUUGGGGCAAGUGUUAAUUUGAUCACUUUCAGUGUAUAUAAAAAACUUGGACUUGGUGAGUUGAAAUCUACUUCAAUAACUUUACAGUUGGCUAAUCACUCUGUAAGGGAACCGAGAGGGAUUGUUGAGGAUGUAUUGGUGAAAAUUGAACAAUUUUAUUAUCCUGUUGAUUUUAUUGUUCUAGAUUACCAACCUGUUUUACAUCCUAAUGUUCAUACCCCUAUUAUUUUGGGUAGACCUUUUCUUGCCACAGCUAAUGCUUUAAUUAAUUGCAGGAAUGAGAUAAUGCAACUCACUUUUGGUUCCAUGACUUUGGAGCUAAACAUAUUUCAUGUGGCUAAACAACCACAUGAGGAUGAUGACUGUGCAUAUGUGAACCUCAUUGGGGUGGUGGUUCAAGAAGAGUUUAAUAAGAAUUGUUUCUCUGAUCCUCUUGAAACUCUUCUUAAUAAUUCUGUUGGUUCUUAUGAUUUAGAAUGUGAUAUUCAUGUAUCUGAAAAUUUUUCUUUGUUGGAUUCCUCACAGGUUUUGGAAGAAUAA
This is a messenger RNA of Quercus robur (English oak), 1161 nucleotides long. RefSeq lists its product as uncharacterized. Bases 1 to 1161 code for a protein of 386 amino acids. The transcript has a single exon. Lineage: Eukaryota; Viridiplantae; Streptophyta; Magnoliopsida; Fagales; Fagaceae. The record is from RefSeq and is a predicted model, not a curated record.